Brassica napus (rape) is the source of this 1129-nucleotide messenger RNA. RefSeq names its product glyceraldehyde-3-phosphate dehydrogenase, cytosolic-like. NCBI's taxonomy places the organism in Eukaryota, Viridiplantae, Streptophyta, Magnoliopsida, Brassicales, Brassicaceae. Gene Ontology annotation, molecular function: oxidoreductase activity, acting on the aldehyde or oxo group of donors, NAD or NADP as acceptor; NADP binding; NAD binding. The record is from RefSeq and is marked provisional. Gene Ontology annotation, biological process: glucose metabolic process.
AUAUCGAAAUGGCUGACAAGAAGAUUAAGAUCGGAAUCAACGGUUUCGGAAGAAUCGGUCGUUUGGUGGCCAGAGUUAUCCUUCAGAGGAGCGAUGUUGAGCUCGUCGCUGUUAACGAUCCCUUCAUCACCACCGAGUACAUGACGUACAUGUUUAAGUAUGACAGUGUUCACGGUCAGUGGAAGCACAAUGAGCUCAAGGUUAAGGAUGAGAAGACACUUCUCUUCGGUGAGAAGCCAGUCACUGUUUUCGGCAUCAGGAACCCUGAGGAUAUCCCAUGGGGUGAAGCCGGAGCUGACUUUGUUGUUGAGUCUACUGGUGUCUUCACUGACAAGGACAAGGCUGCUGCUCACUUGAAGGGUGGUGCGAAGAAAGUUGUCAUCUCUGCACCAAGCAAAGAUGCUCCCAUGUUCGUUGUUGGUGUCAAUGAGCAUGAGUACAAGUCUGAUCUCAACAUUGUUUCCAACGCUAGUUGCACCACUAACUGCCUUGCUCCACUUGCCAAGGUUAUCAACGACAGGUUUGGAAUUGUCGAGGGACUUAUGACCACCGUCCACUCUAUCACUGCUACGCAGAAGACAGUUGAUGGUCCAUCAAUGAAGGACUGGAGAGGUGGAAGAGCCGCUUCCUUCAACAUCAUUCCCAGCAGCACCGGAGCUGCCAAGGCUGUCGGAAAGGUGCUUCCACAGCUCAACGGAAAGUUGACCGGAAUGUCUUUCCGUGUGCCCACCGUUGAUGUUUCAGUUGUUGACCUCACGGUUAGACUCGAGAAAGCUGCGACCUACGAUGAAAUCAAGAAGGCUAUCAAGGAGGAAUCUGAGGGCAAGCUAAAGGGAAUCCUUGGUUACACCGAGGAUGAUGUUGUCUCAACUGACUUCGUUGGUGACAACAGGUCGAGCAUUUUUGACGCAAAGGCUGGAAUCGCGUUGAGUGACAAUUUCGUGAAGCUGGUGUCGUGGUACGACAACGAAUGGGGUUACAGUACCCGUGUGGUCGACUUGAUCAUUCACAUGUCCAAGGCCGCCUAAGUCGAUGAAGAUCUCGAAUGAUGUAAUGGUGUUUUUAAAUUUGUCGUUUUCCGAAUAAGUUUUCUUGGGUUUUGAAACCUUUAUGGUUUUGGCGAAUUCUC